UUCAGCAUUAUCUGGCCAGUAUGGUGCGAGCUGAAUGGUUUUAGGAAUUGAGGGUUUACGAAUGACCUUGGGACCAAGAUCACUCAUGAAGAAAAUUAUAAUUGUUCUAACUGAUAACACUGCAAAUGCUCAUUUCAAGGUCAUAAGUCUCGUUCACCUAGACGAUCCUUGUUUUUCUCUUUACUUCAACAUCGUUCUGAAAUCAAAUUAGCCAAACGAUUACAUACUUCCCGAAUUUCUUAUUAUUUGCCUAACUUAUUAGAUUCCGGGUAAUCCCAAAUCUCCGUUACGGGCAAGGUCAUGCAGAGCAUUAUUGAAGAAAAGCUUGGUUCACUAAAUCCAGUUCAUUUGGAUGUGGUUGAUUUUUCAGAUGGAUGUGGCUUGAAAUUCAACAUCAACAUUGUGUCUAAAGAAUUCGAAGGCAAAUCCCUUGUAGAAAGGCAUAGACUUGUCCAUAAACAACUGGAUGAUGAAAUGAAGUCGAUACAUGCCCUUACUUUAAAAACACUGACACCUUCACAAUGGGAAUUGCAGUCAAAGUAGUUCUAUCCCCUAUUUGUUCCAUAAAUAACUACACACCUGUAUGAUAAAAUGGGCGUAUUUCUUUCUCUAGACAAGGUUUACUAUUUAAAUUCACUUCGUUAUGAUACUGCGAAAGUAUAUAUGUAUAUGAAUUCAUUGAAAAACGAUCAAAUUAAUAUAGCUCUAUUCAUAUUGAAUAAAUAGGCACAGAGAUAUGCACAGUUUCAUAACUUAAGCUAAAUCAGGAGCAAUUCAAAGUCAUCUUCGGUACAAUUGAUUUUAGAUGAAAGUGCUAAACUUCUGUGUAAGUUUCGUCUGUUAUUCCUAGCCGGAAAUACUUCUAAAAUCUGUCAUUUUCUCUGCAUUGUCUUCUUUAUAUCCGCCUUUUAGAACGCAUUUUUGACCGCUAUUCAGCGUUCCUCAUUAUAAUCAUAAGCCAGCUUCCUUUUCCAACAGUCUAACGUCCUUACUUUACUCUUAGACAUAUUGUAAUACUAGCAAGGAGCUUCCUUUUUUGACGUAGCUGAAGAACUGAUAUAGGUUAUCUUAUCUGGAUUUCUGUGGUGGUGCAAUUGAGCAACGAACGGAAAGAGUGCACUCGUUUCAAGAUUGCUUAAGUAUUACCCGAAAACUCACAUUUUCAUACUGUCUGCAAUGAGCCACAUAUACAACAUGAAUGUUACUGUCUGACUACCCAGACCUCGGUUAAUAGGGCAGGGCUCCCACCUGUGACAUAGUGGUUUGAAGUUGAGCUCUAGACUUAUCAGCCGCAGUUAUACUGAGUAAACAUAACUCAAGGACAUUGAGAAUGCGUAGUCCUAAUGAUGUAUAUUGAAGUCCUUCGUGCUAGGCGUCUUUGAAUAGAUGCGCCUCAUAUUCCUACUUUGGAGAUUUCUUACUUCUCUGCUCACGUACUUUUUGCAGUAUGCUCUAAGCUCUCUUCGCAAAAGUGCUGCCUGAUUUUUUCAACUGAGCUUAUCUAAUAAAAUUAAAAUAGCCUGGGAGUGACCGCGGUGGCACAGCGGUUAGGACUCUCGCCGACCAUGCACAUGAUCCGGGGUUCGAUCUUUUGCCGACGCACACCUGAUAUCUAUGGUCGGCCUGCAAAAUUUGAGCUACCGAUAUCACAUGCUGAAAAUUUCAUACUUGUGCCAAAAAUACGGUGUGGAAUCAAGCUGAAAUCAGAAUUUUAAAAAAUAAUAGAAAUACUAUUGAUACUUCAGCCUAGACCCAAACUGAGUUCAUAAACCCCAUAAUUGGCGUAUAAAUAGCUAACACGCGGGUCUCGUUAUAUCUUCUACCUAAGUUGCUCCCGUUACUUGGUUCAUGCUAAAAUUCACCUACACCAUGAUCACCGCUCGACGUUGCCAGGUAGAUCAGUGAUAAUUCUGUCCCGCAUAGUUCAAAUUGUGUGCGAAAACCUCGGAUAACUUUCAUUGUCCCUAAAUCCAACUAUUAUUUUCAAUAUUUACUUACUGACCAUCAAAUUUGCCUACGUUUUAACCUAUAAAAUACGUGACAUUUGUGAACAUGUAGUGUGCUAAAUUUAGCUGUUGGAAACGCCUCGUAAGCCACAGUAGGUGUGUUUGACUUAUAAUGGUGCUAGAUAUAGUCAGUAGAUUGCAGGUCAUAAUAUUUACAUCUAUUUGGCCUUAAAUUUAUAGGGGGAGGGGGAACUGUUGCUGCCUUAUUUUCAUUUCUCAUGUUUUAGAUAAUAAACUAAGUUGACUGUUGAUGCUGAUGAGAUAUAUUCCUUUGAAAUUUCAGCUUCUCCUUUGAAGCAUUUCUUAAUUGACCUGCCAUUAGUUGUUGCUUUUAUUGACUCUCCUGUUGGCGAACUCAAGAUGUAGUGGUUGUUCUUUCGAUCGGGGCUUCUGCACCUUCUAGGCAAUUAGUCUUAGAAGCAAUACGAAGAUCAGAUACCAGUUCUACGACACCAUAAACUCCAUCUUUUCGUAGGAAAGCUGUGAGGUCCUCCCCAUUAACCUAUUACCUACCUCAUCCUUCCAACUUGAUAUGUUUGUAUUUCUAUUCACACAAGCACUGGUGUGUGGUACCCAAGGUUCAGACUCGAGUAAGUUCACACUGCUCGGUCAGUAAAUAAGUCGGUUUGAAUAAAUAAUCUUAUCCAGUAAGAUUAAGUGCGAAACACGGGAUUCACUGGAAAAUGUUUCUUUCUGACCUCUUUGUUCUUAUUUUAAGUGAGAUGCUCCACUGGAUGCAGAAAUCUAUAAAUAUCACGUCAAAUAGUAAUGUAGCGCACGCAGCCAUCAGCUGGCUAAAAGUAAGUUCGUUAAACAUGAGGGUACGGGCCUUGAGACGUUCUACUUUUGUACCCAAAAGUCAUUCCCUUGUAACUCAGCAAUUUGACCGUUAUUACUUAAUCAGAAUUGCAUAGUCCAAAAUAACGGUAGUAGUUGGACACCUUUCGAAUUGAUAGGACGCAACAAACCACGACAUUUUCCACCUCAUAUGUAACGAAACCUGCGGCAGAAGCAUAAUAUGUGUCUUCGUAUGCUGCUUAUGAGUUAAACCAGCUAAAGCUAGUAAUUAUUUUUGGUGUUAUCCUGUUACUUACCGGUCUUGAGAUUUGUGAAAAUUCUGCCGAACCAAAGAAUUUUCGACAGACGUCAGCAGCGAUAUCAUUUAAAAUCUCUAUUGAUGCCAAUCAGAAAUACCUUACUGAAGUGACAGUCUAGGUUUUCAGUUUCCUCUUGUCUGGCCUGUUCCCAUUACAAAUACUAGGUACGCCUCCUCCUGGUCAGACGCAUAUAGCAGUAUAGUUUUUUGGACUGGGUUGUACAAGAAUACACUGCUUUAGAUACACACUAUAAUAUUUAGUAGUGAAAGUAUCGUAAAGGCUAAUUCUUCAUUGCUCUACCUUAGAAGUGACAUUCCGUUUCCUUGUAUAUGUCUUGAAGGCGUUCUUUCAUUAACAGCCUUUGUGUUUCUAUCCAAGAUUUGUGAGAAUGCUCUGGUGGUACUGAUCAAGAUAUGAAAGCAGAUAUAAGACUUUCGAAGUGUUUGCUACAUUUCAGUCUAUAUUAACGGAGUAGUCCAAUGAGUCAUUAAGAAGAAAUGAAGUUUAUAACUCACCAGUGAAAUAUUCUACCGUUCUGGUUGUCUGAAAACGCUGUAUUACUUUUCAUAAACAAGAAUAGUGACACAUAUUUCCUUUUUUUGACUUUGAGGCUAUCAUAUUGAUUAAAGUAUGGUAGAAAUAACAAGAAGCCUAGAUCCUAUCGAGAGGCCCAUGUUAUAUAAUCUUCCAUAGACCUGGUAAUUUAUUUUGAAAUAUAAAUACGAAAUCAAACGUUAGCAUUACGAUAUUAAACUUUGUUAUUUGGCAUAUCAACAAUUAAAAAAAACAAUUUUACAAAUGGCGUGAAUGUGAAAAUAAAACUAUAACCACUGU
Molecule: messenger RNA, 3937 nt
Organism: Trichobilharzia regenti
Lineage: Eukaryota; Metazoa; Platyhelminthes; Trematoda; Strigeidida; Schistosomatidae
Source: the annotation of a GenBank genome assembly